Messenger RNA from Helicoverpa zea (corn earworm), 4782 nucleotides. RefSeq names its product FHF complex subunit HOOK interacting protein 2A-like. The record is from RefSeq and is a predicted model, not a curated record. The coding region runs from base 163 to 2601 and encodes 812 amino acids. NCBI's taxonomy places the organism in Eukaryota, Metazoa, Arthropoda, Insecta, Lepidoptera, Noctuidae. The transcript has 14 exons.
UUCAUUUUGUAUUUAUUCGGACUACUGUGUUGUGAUAGAAAUUAAAAUUUACAGAGCCAGCUAAAAUGAUUUGAUGCUCUAAUUACAAUAUCGAAUCGCUCCGUUAGACUAUACUCAAAGCCUGUGUAAUGUGUGGUUACAUGUAAAAUUAUUUAGGUCACAAUGCUGAGUCGUUUUUCAGAUGUGCUACAAACAGCGGCGGACGUUUUGGCGCCUCCAGCCACGAGGUUGGAGGACUUCGAGUACCAUUGGAAGAUGAUACUGAAUUUUUACCAGAACUAUGACGAGAAUAACAAACAACAUGUCGAGGAGACUAGGAUACCUCAUCACCUGCAUCAAAUGUUACAGCUAAUAGUAGACGAAGAAAAAGAACAGCAGGGUGGUACAGUCGGCCCAUGCAUGGAGGCCAUUGUCCAACGCUCCAUAUGUCUACUGGACGCGUUAUGUGCCCUCGCGGCGGCCGAGCGUCCGCCCGGAGCGCGGGCGUUAGCACUCACGACGGGGACUGCGUUACUGAGGAGGACGAGGCAGCCCUGUGUUAAUAGUGCGCAUGUUUAUAGGCCUUUGCAGAGAAUGUUAAUCCAAUGCAACGAAAGUCCAGCAUCUCCAACGGAGAAGGAAGAGGUAGAAUUACUUCUAACUCUCUGUGGUCUAGUGCGUAAGGAGCCAGGUCUGGCUAAUAUAUUCACCACGCCCUUCGUAGAAGACAAGUCUACCUUGCUCAGCAUACCUGAAGAUAUACAGAAGCUGAUACCUAUUAAGAGUAAGAUCCAAACACCAAAGAAGAACCCUCUAUUCGAAGUAGAACUCCCCCCCAACCCUCUCCGCAACGUGUCUAUAAUCCGCACAAGUAAGGAUGACAGUUGUAACGCCACCACGUGUUCGUCGGACGACAACGUCUCGUGUAAGAGUCAUAAGACGGUGUACGAUGAUAAUGAUAAAUUCCUGCUCAUUGAUUUGUUGCUGUCUUAUUUGAAUAGUGCGGAUAACCAAGUAGUCCUCCGAGCAUGUGAAGGCAUAAUGAUCGUGUCCUCUCUACCCGAGGAUGAUAUAGCGAACCUAGUGACGAGCUGCAGCCCCGCCUGCGAGACGAUAGUGGACAAGCUGGCGGCCAAGUACAAGUGCAUCCCGGCCAACGUCGACCCCAGUGAUGUCGACCAUCUUAAUAUUACGUGGGCAUACGUUGCACAAGACUUUGGAGACAAAUCGUACAGCAAAUUCCACGGAUACAGAGAGUUAACGAGUUUCUUCUCCUGGCUAGACUACUGUGAUACUUUGAUGAAGGAAUGCCACCCGACGAUAGCAUCGCACUUAUCUCGAACAUUCCGUCAGAACUUUCUGGAAGGCACCGCGGAGAAUGGCAUCAGUGACAUCCACCACGCGGUGCUGGUGACCGCUAUACUCGCCAAGUGUCUUAAAGUUGUCGACUCGCCUGAUCUUAUUAAUGAAUUCUCCAACUGGCUGGUGGGCGAGGGCGAGGUGUCGGAGUGGCCGCUGCUGCACACGCUCAUUAACAACUGCUUGACGGAGUACCACGACCUCACACUAGAAACAUUAAGGUUCUUCGAGACGAUAAUAGAAAAAGGCACAGAACACAGCAUACAUCGGGUGGUGUUGGCUCGAGUGACGUCGCGGGGGUAUUAUGCUCCGCAGCCCAACAACGACGACGACGAGAGAGACAGGCUUAACGACCUGUCUAUAGGGAGGGAGAGAGAAUAUAAUAGGGAAGCGAUGAAACAACUCCAACACGAGGACCACGUGAACGAGCAGAUCACAGACAUACUGUCACACGAAGGGCUCGACCCCAAGCACCACGACGAGGGCACGGAGAACAUACACAGAGUCAUCAACAGCUUCCUGCUGCUACUGCCGCGAGCGAUACUGUCGGACCCGGUGGGGGCCGACUACGAACAUUACAUACACGAUGCGCAUAGGCGGUAUCAGUACUGGCUGGACGCGACUUCCACAUUCAACUGGCCAGCCGAUCACAACUGGGUAGAUACCACAGCCAGCUCAACUCACAGUUACGACAGCCGACCCGAAGCCGACAUACAUUUAGACGACGCCUUCGAACCAAUCAAAACAGACACACGACAGUUACCCAAAAACGACACAAAACACUUCUCACAGAAACUAGUCCUUCGAUCCAGAGACUUAACUUCCCAAACCUCUGAGGAAGAAUUCGACGAAGGACCAUUUUUCAAAAUGAUAUUCAAAUUACUUGCCAACAUGCCCACACAACCUUACCAAGUUAAUUUACACCUAACUUCGAUUAUAUCUCAGUUGGCUUUGUUACCUCAUCCUAAUUUACACGAGUAUCUUCUUAACCCUACUCUGCCGACGGCUAAAAAGACCCCGACGUUGUUUAAAACGUUGCAAGAGUUGGCGAGACGGUUGACUAUGGAGAUACCGCGGUUAAGGAAUUAUAAGAAGAUUAUUGAGAACACGAGGCUGUGGUUAAUGAGUGAAGAUCCUAGUUAUGAUGAAAAUGCCGACCACAACAUGUUGGUGGAAAGUCUGAUAGUACUCGAAGAAUUCUGCAAGGAGUUAGCAGCCGUCGCGUUUGUCAAGUACCAACAUAGCUUACAUAUGCAGAGAUAACUUGUGUUAAAUAUCGCGUAAGUAUUGUGAAUAUAUUGAUGGAAGUCCGAUUGUGAAGUGAUGAGUGUUAUAACGCCCGGUUCGUAGUAAGAAAACGAGUCGUUUCGCUUACGGGCGGUUACUUAACAAAGUUUCUUUUUACAUGAACUGGGCGUUAGUAAACUUUGUCAUUUUUUUCAACAUUAAUGAAAAUUUGUAAAAUAGCUGUAGAUAGAAAAGAAAUCCAUGUGAUUUCAUUUGAUUUCAUUAAAAAUGUUACAAUUUACGAUAUUUUCAAAUAAAAAAAUAAAAAACUAAUACAUUUGUCAUUCACAAUUGGAUAGGUUGUUUUCACUGAAAGCGUGGAGCAGCACAUGUAAACAAGUUCUACAACGCUGUGUCGGGUUUUGAAAAGUUUGCAAAUAUCAUAGGAUUUGCUAGAAAACAGAGUAAAUACGUUCGUUCAAGUAUAUAAGUAUGCUAUGUACCAAUCUGCUAGUAUUACAUUAUUUAUAUAAACACUUAGAUAUAGUACAAAGACGGAAUCUGCAUUUCAAGCCUAAGUUUGCUAUUUCAGUUUAACUGUUUUUACACGAAUUGUUUAAUUUAAUUUAUUUUGUAAUAUUUAUAAGAUCAAUCAAUUGAUUAUAACCGUUAUGAAAGUUUUAGAAACUAAAAAUAAUGUAUUUUAUUUAAGUUUUUUUCUCUAGGUUCGGGUUCGAGUAUCUGUACAAACAUCCUUACUAUUACGCUAAAUGCGAAAGUAACUCUGUUUGUCUGUCUGUCGGGCUUACACCUCAAAACUACUGAACCGAUUGUUAAGAGAUAACGUUACGUUACGUUUUACUCGGUUACCGAAAGCGGUUUUCCCAGCCCAUGAGUAAAACCACGGGCAACAGCUAGUUUGUAUAUAAAUAGAGGCAUAAAAACUCUCAUUCGCUCUACAGUAUGUGUAAAACACGGAUGGAAGGAAUUACAGGUAAAAAUUAUAGCAGCUUAUUUAUUUUUAUUUAUCACACUAUUUUGAUAUUAUUUUCUAAAUGUACUUUUCUUUGUUAAAAAUCUGAACGUAACAGAAGUGCGUUAAAUUUAAAUGCAUUAUCUGUAACAGUGCACAUUAAAUCUAAAAAUAAUAGGAAAAGGUAGUUAUGUUUAUCCAAUUUGUAGUAUAUUUUUAAAUAAUUCUCAUUCAUAUACUAAGAAAUUAGUAGUAAAAUAAAAAAAAAGUAAGAUUUUAUGAAAAUUUCUAAAAGAUGACUUCGAAAUUACCAACCUAUGUACUUAUGUAUUUUUUAUUAUUAUAGAUUUAUUAUAUUACACAGUUUCGAAUAAAUACAUUAUCUAAAUACUGUUUGUCUUCUGAUCUGCCAGUUUUGCUUUUGGCCCUUUUGUCCGCAUUAAUAAAAAAGGACCAAAAUGCAUUCCUAUUAUAUAUGGUUUUAUAAUUUUUAACGUCAGUAUGGCCUUAUAAAUAUAAUAGAAAGUUCUCGUCCGAGUAUUUAAGCGUCACUUUAUUUUAAUAAGCAUUUUAUUAUUUAUUAGGUACCUCUGUGGUACUCAAACUAUUGAAUUCUACAGUCAUCUUCAAAUCAUGGUUGAUUAAAAUAAGUCACGUUUAAAUAUGGCGGAAUUUUGAAUGCUCAUAAAAUAUCCACUGCUGUGUUCGACUUGUCAGUAAAUUCUAGUCUGAAAGGGGUACUUUAGCCUGCUCUAGAGGUUUACAAAAAAAAACUGUGUGACCUGACUCUUGCCUAAUUGAUAUCGUAUGGGUGAUGAAAAUAGUUUAAACAUUAAAAAAAAAAAAACACUAAAUGGUUUGUACUAAGACCAUACUACCAGCUCUGCCAUUUUUAUUCUAUAUAAUUAUGUUAUUCUGUUCGAAAACAUUCUGACACAAUACUCAAUCAACUAAGCUAGGCACUACAAAUUCGAAAUACGAUGUUUUUAAUACCACAUUUUGAAGAGUAGGCACCCCCUUAUAAUAUAUGUUUAAAUGCGUACCUAUUCAUAUAAUUCAAUGGUGCAAUAUUUAUAUUUAGAAACAUUCCUUAUAUAACUUAUAAACAAAAGAAAAGCUUUGGUUUCAUGUAAAUGUAUAAUCAUACCGUUUAUUUGUUUGCACAAAUACGUACUUGUUAUUGAUUAUAUUAUUGUUUAUGUAAAUGCCUGAAUUUGCUGUUGAAAUAAAAUGUGAAAGGAAAA